Molecule: messenger RNA, 2952 nt
Organism: Phyllopteryx taeniolatus (common seadragon)
Lineage: Eukaryota; Metazoa; Chordata; Actinopteri; Syngnathiformes; Syngnathidae
Product: cGMP-dependent protein kinase 1-like
Exons: 9
Coding region: 1600-2841 (413 amino acids)
Biological process (GO): protein phosphorylation
Molecular function (GO): ATP binding; cGMP-dependent protein kinase activity
Source: RefSeq, a predicted model, not a curated record
UGUAUUCAUUUUGAUUUCUUCAUUUAUCUCGUUAAAUGAUUAGUUCAUUGAUUCUUUGUAAAUAGUAAGAGAAACAAUUUGACAUUCAUUUGAUCAAAUAUGGCUACAUUUAUUGUGAGUAAAAAUACAAUCUAAUUUGACAUGUACACUUAACUAUAUUUUAUUUAUAAGCACACUGCAGUAAUGAAUGAUAAUGCCAUGAAUUCUAAAUACAUCUUAAAAUGAGAACUAAUGAUGUAUGAUUCCCCAAAAUAGGUGUUUUAAUUUACAAAUACAUGUUCACUUUUGAUUUCAAAUAUUUAAAAAUCCAACAUGAGCCCAAAGAAUUGUUGCGGCCCGACUCGACACAUUGUGCACGUUUGCCUAAUAUUGCGGCUGGUGUAGUUUCACACUGCAAAAUUCAAAAUAAUACUUAGAAUAUUGCCAUAUUGAUAAUAACUCUUCUUCCCGUGGCUGCGUGGCUUUUCUCCGGGUGCUCCGGUUUCCUCCCACAUCCCAAAAAGGUAGGUAGGUCGAUUGCCCGUAGGUGGGAAUGUGAGUUUGUUUGGAUGUGCCCCGCGAUUGGCCGGCGACCGGUUCAGGGAGCGCCCCGCCUCUCGCCCAGAGUCGGCUGGGAUAGGCUCCAGCACGCCCGCGACCCAAGCGAGGAUAAGCGAUACCGAAGAUGAAUGAAUGAAUGAAUGAAUGAAUGAUAAUAACUCACUAAUGGAUGACUAAUGCUCAAUCAUGUAAUAACACCAACAAGAACAAUAAUAAUAAUGAUAACAACAGAGGUGGGUAGGAAGGCGCUACAUUUAUUCCGUUAUAUUUACUCAAGAAUUGUACUUGUCAGAGUAGUUUUAAUGAAGCAUACUUUGUACUUUUCCUCGCGUAUUAUGUGAGGAAGAAACGGUGCUUUUUUUUAUUGCCUUCCAAUAAUCUACAUUUUCAUUUAGCAACAAUUGCGUGCGCCAUCUAUUUUUCGACUUUUGCAUCGGGCGCCGUUGCUCCGAUCCGCCGUGAUGACCACAGUAACGUUUGACGACGCAAGAAAGUCACAUGUCCGCGCACAAAGUCUUCGAUUGGCCUUGGCGGGCCAAUCAAAUUGAGUCGUGACAGCCGUGCGCGACUCGUGUUUACAUUACAGACUAUGAAAACAACAGCUUUAGCAUGCAGCGUAGUUUUGUCACUGGCCAAACUUGGACAUUUCAGCCCACUUCUAACUUGAGAAACCAGUUGCAGAUGUUUUUGCUGUUGUUUUGGCGACAUUAGCACUAUUUUAUGGUCACAAGUAACAUUGUGUUCUCUCUCUCUCUGACACACACGCACACGCAGGGAGGUCAUGUGACCGACGCACGUUGUCUUCUUUUAGCUCAGGAACCUCUCGGGAAUGUUUGCGAGCUAAAUUUGUCCUAGGAGCCGUCCCGGCUGACGGGAAGUCUCCGGUGUCCCCGGGCCACGGCAGCGUCUUCCGGCGUGACCGACGGGCUGAGCGCGACGCAAGGUCCUCCUUCGGGUCGGCUCUCAUCCGGAACCUUCUCCUGACGACCGGAGCGCUCUCAGGGACAACACGAGAACGCUUGGGCCCGUAGACAGGAAGUCGGGCGUGCGGACGGUAAGAUGCGUGAGUUGUUUCUGUUGCCGGGUAGACGUUCCGCCGGUCUCCCUGCCCCCGCGGUCUCCUUCUCCGUGAGGACCUCCGGAACCUUCCCCUUCUUCCGUGUGGUCAAAUGCCGCAGGUGCCGCCCGAACGCUUCCGGUCCUCCCGCUCCCGCCUCCGAAAGCUCUUUGACGUCCCGUCUCCGUUUUUGUUGCGUUCGCAGCUCCGAGGAGGACCGAAGCGUUUUCUUUUCCCGCCUGCAGCUCAGCGACUUUAACGUGGUGCAGACGCUCGGAGUCGGAGGAUUCGGACGCGUCCAGCUGCGUCUCAAAGUGGGCGUGGCGUGGCGUCGCGUUCAGGUGCAGCUGAAGCGCGAGCAGACGAGGACGUUCGCCAUGAAGCUCCUGAAGAAGCGCCAGCUGCUUUCGGGGGGGCAGCGGGAGCAGGCGCGCUCGGAGAAGGUCAUCAUGAGCCGGACGCGCUGCCGCUUUGUGGUCAGGUUGUAUCGCACCUUUAAGGACAGCAAGUACCUGUACAUGCUGAUGGAGGCGUGUCUCGGCGGCGAGCUGUGGACGCUCCUCAGGGACAGGGGUUGUUUGGCGGCUGCGAGCAGUCGCUUCUACGUGGCGUGCGUGCUGCAGGCGUUGUCCUACCUUCACGCCAGACGCAUCGUCUACAGGGACGUGAAGCCCGAAAACGUCCUCCUGGACGCCCGCGGUUACGCCAAGUUGGUGGACUUUGGUUUCGCCAAGAAGCUCGGCAGGAAGGCGAAGACCAACGAGACGGAGAAGACGUGGACCUUCUGUGGGACUCCCGAGUACACGGCCCCGGAGGUCAUCCUCAACAAAGGUCACGACACCCGCGCUGAUCUUUGGUCUCUUGGCGUCCUCAUGUUUGAACUUCUCACUGGCAGCCCCCCGUUCUGCGGCGCAGACGCGGUGCAGACGUACGCCGCGGUCCUCCGGGGCGUGGACGUGCUAGAGUUCCCCGAGAAAAUCAGCCAGGACGCCGCCGAUCUCAUCAAGAAGUUGUGCAGGGACGAGCCCGGAGAGAGACCGGGAACGCUGAAGAACAGCGAGGACGUCCGGAUACACCGGUGGUUUGAGGGUUUCGAUUGGGAAGGCUUAGAGAAAGGAACGAUGACCCCGCCCAUCACACCGAACGUCUCGUCUACGACUGACACCGGCAACUUUGACCGUUUUCCCGCGGACGGCGAGGAACCGCCUCCGGACGACAACUCGGGAUGGGACUACGACUUCUAAGAGGAGAACGUUCUCCGAAUGUCGCCCGCCCGGGUCCAACAGCUGUACACACCUGAUGUCGGAUGCUUUCUCUCGAAACAUUGAAUAUUAAACUGAGGAUUUUUAUUAAAA